Messenger RNA from Astrephomene gubernaculifera, 1038 nucleotides. NCBI's taxonomy places the organism in Eukaryota, Viridiplantae, Chlorophyta, Chlorophyceae, Chlamydomonadales, Astrephomenaceae. The record is from the annotation of a GenBank genome assembly.
CAUGAAAUGUUAUGAACAUAAAUAAAACCAUUUUGCAGCCGAUCGGACCGGCUCCUUCACUUCCUAACCGCCCAUGAAGAAUGCUGCUUAAAAUGUAGAAGCUCUUUGCACUCCAAUCAGCCAACAUGGCACUGUCGUUAAGACCUUAUACCAACAAUAUUAGAGCGGAGUUAAAUAGAGCUUUAUGCAUUCAGUCUUUUCCAAGCCAAAAUAUAGAGCGUCACGUCAAGCCCGAGGUCGAAACACGCGACAACCCUGAGCUGUUGCUGCCUCCUGUGACCGUUUCGCGAUCAGAGCGCGAGGGAUGCCUUAUUGAGCCCUCCAUCAACUCUGUGCGCGUCAGCCUCCGCAUCGGCCAGCAGGACAUGCUGGAGGAGGAGCUCGUAAAGAUGUACCUACGGUUCCUCAUGCAGCGCGCCGAGUUGCUGGACGUCCUUCGGCGCGCCCCUGUUGACGGCUACGAUGUGUCGUUCCUCAUUACGGACCAGCACCUGCUGACGUACGGCAGACAGCGCCUGCUCGACUUCGUGGUGGCCUUCAUUGAGGAGAUGGAUGUGGAGAUUAGCUCCAUGAAGCUGGCCGUCAGCUCCCGGGGCCGCGCCGUUGCUACUGAGUUCCUGAGGUCGCUGGCGUUUUAGGCACGCGUUCAGGGGCCCUAUCCUUUGUGCCCCAGGCUUGACGUGUUGGCAUGGAAAGCUGGAAAGCCAGCGACUUUUAGCCUACGUCCAUUUUUCGCCCAAAGCAUGCGAGGAAGACGUUUAAGAAACGCUGGUUCCAACCCAUGGGGCCGGUAGUCACGGUCAGCAUUUCUGUGCAGGAUUACUGCGUGCGUGGCCUGCGAUAUGCAAUUUGCGGUUGCAUCUGGGCAGGAGGUCGAGCAAUAUGCAAUCUUGCUCGUACACUCUUACUGACACGUCAGGUCUCGUCUCGCCGCCUCCUGUGUGCAACGUUGAGCGAAAGCGAUUCGCUUAUGUGAUUGCAAUGUAACGGCUAACUGCUAUGGAUGACAACUGAAAUUGCAGCAAAAAGUGUUCCUAC